Messenger RNA from Papaver somniferum (opium poppy), 3161 nucleotides. Its product is annotated as two-component response regulator-like PRR37. Bases 495 to 2810 code for a protein of 771 amino acids. Gene Ontology annotation, molecular function: protein binding. Gene Ontology annotation, biological process: phosphorelay signal transduction system; cytokinin-activated signaling pathway. NCBI's taxonomy places the organism in Eukaryota, Viridiplantae, Streptophyta, Magnoliopsida, Ranunculales, Papaveraceae. The record is from RefSeq and is a predicted model, not a curated record. The transcript is spliced from 9 exons.
UCCUCUCCUCUCCUUGGAUUUUCUUUACUCUUAGAUUCAUUCACUGUUUUUUUCAACCAACCAGCCUAACCUUUCUCACCCUCUCUCGAUAAUUUUCUCCCUGCUUAAAAUUCUUUCUGAUAUUUCACAGACAGAAAUUUCCUCAUUUAGGGUUUUGAUCUGUUAAUUUCCUGAUUCUUUUGAAAAUCAUACUUCAAUUAUCAAUAUGAAUGGAGCUUCUGAAGGAUAAGGUCGUUAUUGUUAUCGAGCUUUGAGAUAGUUUGUUAUUUUCUCUACAUAGAUCUGUUCCACUUGUGAUUAGUGAUUCGUCUGACUAGUUUGUGUCUCUCAUUCGAGAUUUUCUUUACAAGUUUAGGGAUUAAGAGGUUGAGGGAUUUGAAUUUGUAGUUGUGAUAUCUUGAAGACAUCGGAAUGUGCAAGACGUUUACUUGUGUUGUGAAGCAGGGUUUUUUAUCUAGUACUUUUUACAUAAUAGGUUUAUUUGAGUCUGGUUGAUGGGGAGUGUUCCAGUGAGCACUGAUGGUGGUACUGGGGAGAAGAGAAUAGCGGAGUUGAAUAAUCAUAGGAGGUAUGAGCAUAAGGAAGUUAGGGAUGGAGUUGUUGGUGAGGGACAGGGUCUUUCGGAGGAAGAUGAGUCGAGGAUUAAUGAAGUUGCAGAAACUCUUCAUAAUGAACGUCAAAGGACCACCCAAGGACAGGACACUGCGUUGAAGCUGCAACCACAGCCACCGCUUCCAGGGCCGUCAGUUUGUUGGGAGAGAUUUCUCCCACUCAGGUCAUUGAAGGUUCUACUGGUGGAAAAUGAUGACUCGACACGCCAGGUUGUCAGUGCACUGCUUCGCAAUUGUAGCUAUGAAGUUACUGCUGUUGCAAAUGGUGUGCAGGCGUGGGUAAUUCUACAAGACUUGACGAAUCACAUUGAUAUCGUCCUAACUGAGGUGGUCAUGCCUAGUCUGUCAGGCAUUGGUCUUUUAGGCAAAAUAAUGAGCCAUAAAACUUGCAAAAAUAUUCCUGUUAUUAUGAUGUCAUCCCAUGAUUCUAUGGGUAUUGUCUUUAAAUGCCUGUCGAAGGGCGCAGUUGACUUUCUAGUGAAGCCUAUUCGAAAGAAUGAGCUUAAAAAUCUUUGGCAGCAUGUUUGGAGAAGAUGCCACAGCUCUAGUGGUAGUGGAAGUGAAAGUGGUAUACAGACUCAAAAAUCUCCUAAAUCAAAGAGUAUGGAAGGAUCUGACAACAAUACUGGCAGCAAUGACGAAGAUGACAACAGGAGCAUCGGAUUAGGUGUCAGGGAUGGCAGUGACAAUGGAAGUGGUACUCAGAGCUCUUGGACGAAACGAGCAGUCGAAGUUGAUAGCCCCCAACCAGUGUCACCAUGGAAACAAUCAUCUGAUCCACCAGAUAGCACAUGUGCCCAGGCUAUCCUCUCCAACUCUGAAGGGUUGGUUAAGGAGUUAGCAGACAUGGAGUGCCAAGUACAGGAUGAUGAAUCUCAUGAAACUGUCCCAAUGGGAAAGGACUUGGAAAUUGGAGUUUUAGGGAGUACAAACUUGCAACAUGAAGAUUCAAGGGAUAAGGUCCAUACCAAGCUAACUAUCAGAAAUCAGGAUAAGAUGCCUGAAGCAGACCUUCACAAAAACACUCUGAAAUUUGAUAAAGGAGCUUUUGAUCUGAACAUAGAAAAGCCAUUAUGUGAACCGAGGUCCCAGGCUGUUGUGGAUAAUACUGGUCUGAUCAGCAGUUCACAUAAUCUCCCAGUCAAAAAUGGCCUCGCCGAGGUUCCACGUGGUCUCUGCAAGGUGUCGGAACCCAAAGAUAAGGCGACUUCCGGUAAUAAUGAAUUACCAUCUGUUGGGCUGAGUUUGAAGUGGUUGAGAGGAAUUGGCGAUGUUAAGAAUGCUACUCAGGACGAACGCAAUGUUUUGAGACGUUCAGACCUUUCAGCCUUCUCAAGGUACAACACAGUUUCCAGCGCCAACCAGACCCCAACUGGAAAUGUGGGGAGUUGUUCACCACUUGAUAAUAGUUUUGAUGCUAUGAAGGCAGAAUCAAUGUACAAUCAGCAGUCAAAUGGGAGUAGCAACAACAACGAUAUGGGAUCCACCACUAAAAACAUACUUGUAAAGCCAGCAGCUGUCAGUGAUAAAUCAGCAGCCACGUCAACAGCUAGAUGCCUACACACCUCUGCUUUUCAAGCUGUUCAGAAUGGUCAGACAUUUCCACCUCCGCAAGGAAAUUCCCUAAAGCCUGAUAAGGGUGUAAUCACCACCACAGUGGUGGCACAACCAAGAGGUGCACAUCAGCAGGUCCAAGUUCAGCACCACCAUCACCAUUAUCACCACCAUCACCAUCAUGUCCAUGACAAGCAAAAGCAGCAACCGCCGCCAGAAAAUGAUGAUUUAUCAUUGAACGUCGCAACUACUGUCGUGCAAUGUGGGUCUUCAAAUGUGUAUGGACCUGUUGAAGGUAAUGGUAGGGAUUACAGCGUAAAUGGAAGCAAUUCAGGUAGUAACCAUGGGAGCAACAAAGUCAUGAACAUCAGUGGUGGGGGGAACAUAGAAAGUGAUAAUGGGAAAAGUGAAGCAGCUGGAGUUAGUGGGAGUGGAAGCGGAAGUGGAGGUGGAAUGGAGCUAAACCGAUUCGCACAGAGAGAAGCUGCCUUGAACAAAUUUCGCCUGAAAAGAAAAGAGAGGUGCUUCGAAAAGAAGGUUCGAUAUCAAAGCAGAAAGAGGUUGGCGGAGCAGCGACCUCGAGUUCGUGGCCAAUUUGUGAGACAGGUAGUGUACGAGCACCCAAGUCGAGAGGAAAACACCUAACGGUACGCUUGUUUCUGUAACAGUUGUGGGUUUGUGUACAUGAGAUUUAGCACUGUCUGUGAAUGUAGCCAAAAGCUUCUAGGUUUUUCCUUUUAUAUUGUGCCAGGUUGUGAAGAUGUGACCUUAUUAAUUUAAGAUUACUAUUAUCUAGAGAAACAAAGACCAAAUACCUUGAUGUUGUAAGACCUCUUAAGUUAUUAACUAUUUGGUUAUUUGUAUUUUUUAUUUGUGCGUAUUGUACUUGUAAGACUACUAUCAUAUGGGGGAUGGUUAGCUCUUGAAAGGGUGUUAAAACCAUCUUCCCUUCCUCAUUGUCUUAAUAAAGUCGAUGUUGUCAUUGUUAUCGUGUAA